GUCGUCUGGUGAGCUUAAAUGCACAACGGGACUGGUUAGUACUCAUAUUUCCUAUUGGAUAACAAUCCAGCAAACCCCAGUAUUGUAAACCUGAGGGGAACCACGGGUUUAGAACGACAUCACCUACUUUCUCCUUUCUCCUUUCUCCUUUCUCCUUUCUCCUUCGGUCGUCUACGGCCUACGCUUCCUCCCUCCGUUCUUCUACGCCCCUGCCUCCGCCUCUGCUCUUUCGAUUGUCUACUCCUCCUCCUCCUCCUCCUUGGCUUUUCUCCUCGGCUAUCGGCUAUUUCAUACCCAGAAGUGUUGGAUCCUGAGCAAGCAGUGGAAGAGCUAUCUGGGUAGACAUGGAUCGAAAGAGAAAGAGGAAGAUUGUGACAACUCUAGUUGCAGUAGAGUUAGAGAAACAACGUUUGUGUGCAUCCAUGAUGUUAGUAACUGUCAUAUAUGCUUUGACAACAUGGUACUAUGAAAAGUACUAUCUUAAGAACCGAACCUUUGUUAGGCAUGAGACUUGUUUGAGUGUUCUAGACCGAUUUAUAGGACAUAGUGAUAUAACGUGUGUGAAUGAACUUCGAAUGGAUAGAAAAACAUUUGAUCUCACUGCCUGGGCUUUCAUCGAAGGUUCAUCAACAAUAGUGAACGGUUCAUAGGGGAGGCAUUUCAUGGCAUAUUCUGAAGGGCGUGAUUUCAUGUUCUGCGACUUGUGCGGGACUACGCUAACAUUGAGUUCAACUAAGCAUGCUCAAUGCCCCUUGUGCAAGCGUAAGAUAAGCGCGAAAGAGAUCUCCGGAAGACAAAUAUCUUACACAGCCACUGCUGAGGAUAUUAGAAGGGAGCUAGGCAUAUCAAUAAUUCGUGAAGAAAAAGUGCAAUUGCAAAAGACAGAUGCUAAAACAUGUGAAAAAUGUGGCCACAAUGAGCAUACAUAUUAUUCCAGACAGAUGCGAUCAGCAGAUGAAGGAGCAACUACUUUCUACGUGUGCACCAAUUGCCAGCACCAGUUUACAGAGAAUUGAUAUGUCAGAGGUUAUAUAAGCGACUACGGGGAUCAAAAUGUAUGCGUUGAUGUAAGUCACUAACAGAGUUCGUAAUUGAGUGUGGUGUAGACAUGUUAGGAUAUUUAAGAUUUCUCUGAUAUCAAAUUUUGAAGUUGUACCGUACCUAGUAUUAGAGUAGAGUGAGUCGAGAAUCUUUAUAUCCUAUUUUUGCAACAUUAUGCACCAAAUGUUAAUUGCAAGUUGUUCUUGUGUGCUUUCCCUUCUGCCAUGAAAGGAACGAGCUUGCCAAAG
Prunus mume (Japanese apricot) is the source of this 1289-nucleotide messenger RNA. The record is from RefSeq and is a predicted model, not a curated record. NCBI's taxonomy places the organism in Eukaryota, Viridiplantae, Streptophyta, Magnoliopsida, Rosales, Rosaceae.